UUGGUUAGAGUGUGAAGUAAACAGCAUGUGCAUUCCUAAAGUCUAUAUUUAACAUCUUGGGUCUGUGCUGUGAGCAGCUGGGAAACUGUUACAGAAAGCCUUUAGAAGUGACAGGCAAACUAAAAGCUUUUCUGAUAUAAUUUUACCAUGCCAGCCCACCAAAGCAGGUCAAGACUCAGGGAAAGGAAUAGUGUCUUAAACAGACCUGAGUUUAUUUCUUUGACUCAGCCUAUGCAAGGAAAUCAAGACAACAGAGGGUUUUCCAGGAGGCAAAGUGGACAAUAUGGGCAAAAUCAGCAAUCAAACGACAGUGCUAAGGAAAAGGACUCUUCUCAACUCCCUGAACAAGACUGUAUGCAGUUGAACCCUUCAUUUAAAGGGAUAGCUCUUAACUCUCUGCUCGCCAUUGAUCUGUGCAUGUCCAAGAGGCUUGGGGUGUGUGCCAGUACCAGUUCAACAUGGGGCACUGCUCGGCCCAUGGUCAAACUCAUCGGGGUAACUGGUCAUGGGAUCCCCUGGAUAGGAGGCACUCUAUACUGCCUGGCCAGGAGCACUAGUCUUGCCGGGCAGGAGGUGCUUGUGAAUCUGCUUCUGGCCCUUGUCCUGGACAUCCUGACAGUCGGUGGUAUACAAAAACUAAUGAAGAGGAAAGGUCCCUUUGAGUUUACACCAAGCUGGAUUGACCGCAUUGCCAUGGACACUUAUGCCUUCCCAGCUGGUAUGGCUAGCCGAGCUGCCUUGAUCACUAAAUUCUUCUUGAAUCACCUGGUUUUGGCUGUACCACUCAGGAUUCUUCUGUAUCUGUGGGCCUUCUUUGUAGGAGCGUCACGUGUCAUGGUUGGACGACAUCACCUCACAGACGUCUUUUGUGGCUUUGUGAUAGGCUACAUGCAGUUCCACCUGGUAGAAGCCAUAUGGCUGUCUUCACAUACAUGUCAAGUGCUAAUAUCUAUCUGUAAUAUAGGAUAGAAUUAAUUCUGUCUUAUUAUAUUUUAAUUAUGGACUGUGGUAAUCAAUUUGACCUUCCCUAACAUUUAUAAAUUCUCUACACUCUCUAAAUCAGGGAAAUUUCUUAAGCUAAGCAGAGAUGAACAUUUUAAAAUACUAGUCCUACAAUGAACUUCAGUCUAAAUCUUUUUGCUGGAAUGCAGUAACUCAUUUUGACUGGUGCUUGUGCAAUUCAUUGAAACAGGCGUAUGGCAUAGACCCAUUUCAGGGAGUAGAAGCUUGCUGAUGGCACCAUUUAUUUACUUUGGUCUUACAGAUUUGUCUUGACCUUUGAGUGGGUAAGAAAAUGCAGUCAUGAAAUACCUCAAGUCACUGCAUUUGUGUGACAUAGAAGUCAUUGUCCUGGUCAAAACUCAUGUGCUUAAAAUCUUGAUUCCUUAAGGACACCAGUUAGCUAACAUGCCAGUGACUGAGGUUCAGACAUAGAUAUAGCUGUGUCAGGAGACAUAUUAAAGUCAAGGAAACUGGUGUGUAACAGUAAACUCCAGCUGCAAAUGGUUGUCUGUGUGUUUAGGUAUUAACAGUUACUCUUGUAAAUAGGCUGUUGUGUUAUGCCUUGGGCUAUGCCUGUCUUAAGGAAUGAAGCCAGAACUGUAAUAGACAUGCAGACAUCCCAAGAUGGCAUCUGAAAAAUUACUUCUGCAAUUUAGUUGUUUUCAGAUAAUUACUUAACUUAAUGUUCUGUGCAGAGGAUGUGACAGGGUGGGCUGCAGCCAUUGGCCAGCAGUAUAGCACACACGUGACACUGUGGACUGCAGCCAUUGGUUGCAGCACAGUACACGUGACAGUGUGGGCUGUAGCCAUUGGCCAGCAGCACAGUACAUAUUGGCUAUACCCACAUAUACCAUUAUAAACUUUAACUAGGAUAAUGUUUAUAUUAUUGGAAGAAGAAACAACAAGCUGUCUUGAUAAAUGUUUUAACAGGUAAUCAACAAGAUAAUUAGGAAGUUCCUAUUACUCAAGCAGAAGGUAAAAAAGCACAGCAGUUUUAUCAGGAGGGUUAAAAAGUCACUUUUAAGUUAUAAGUAAGUGGGAGUUUGUGGAUAAAAUCAGGUAAAGCAUUUUGUUUUGCCUGGAAUAAUUUGAAAAUGGUACAGUGAAUUUGAAGGGUCUAACAGAUUGUAGUGUUGUGAGUCCUUGUGUUUACUGUUCUGACACACAAGUUAUUGUAAGAAAAAGCUUCAGAUUCACACUGAGAUAAGGAGCUAUUCAUGUCUGUAUGUUAUAAAUGAGGAUUUGCAAAGUGGACUUGACAUGUUGGUACUUUUAUACACUUCAGCUUUCUCCUGUUCAACGUUAUGAAAGGAAAUGUACAAAAGUGAAUUAAGCAAUUAAAGUCUAAUGUUGCUGUAUUCUA
Molecule: messenger RNA, 2365 nt
Organism: Protopterus annectens (West African lungfish)
Lineage: Eukaryota; Metazoa; Chordata; Ceratodontiformes; Protopteridae
Gene: PLPP7
Product: phospholipid phosphatase 7 (inactive)
Exons: 2
Coding region: 148-969 (273 amino acids)
Cellular component (GO): nuclear envelope
Molecular function (GO): sphingosine-1-phosphate phosphatase activity
Source: RefSeq, a predicted model, not a curated record